Cylicostephanus goldi is the source of this 483-nucleotide messenger RNA. NCBI's taxonomy places the organism in Eukaryota, Metazoa, Nematoda, Chromadorea, Rhabditida, Strongylidae. The record is from the annotation of a GenBank genome assembly.
AUGACGCUGACAGUGUCCAUGGAGGACAUGGACCUGUUCCCAAAAGAUGCACGUCUGAAUACUGAACCACAAUCGACCCAUGUUGACAUUGAUAGCUUCACACAGAUGUGCGCUGCUCUAGAUCGUCUAUGGUGGUCUCGCCUAGUGAUUUCAGUUCGAGGCUAUGUGGUAAACUAUGUACAAAACGAUGACGAAAUACUAUUCCACACAGACGAUGCCUUCAUCAGCAUUCAUCGAUUUCUCGCUGAAGAAGCUGCUGAUAGACGUCUCGGGGAACAGGGAAUAUUUGUAGCCGAUCUCGAUGCGAUCGUCACCUAUCCCUUGCUGAACGAAACACUUCUGGCGUUGACUUCUUCGCGACAAACGAAAAAUCCAUUUUAUGACAAACAAGUGGAGUCGUCAUUCACACGAGUUUUCGGAAAGCCGAAUGACGCGACCUAUCGGGUUGCAAACGGUCAGCCUUGUGGGCCUGUAUGCACGUAG